Molecule: messenger RNA, 2253 nt
Organism: Guillardia theta CCMP2712
Lineage: Eukaryota; Cryptophyceae; Pyrenomonadales; Geminigeraceae
Exons: 4
Coding region: 1-2253 (750 amino acids)
Source: RefSeq, a predicted model, not a curated record
AUGGUACUACAGUAUGAUGAGAGCGUUCGCAACCUGCUGUAUCGGAGAUCAUGCCAAUACACGCAGGGCGAGCGCUCUGGAGGCCACGUCGAAGAGGCCGCCGACCUCGUCGAGAGGGUGAAGAACUUCGCGAAGCGGUAUCCUGGUAGUAGGACAGCUCAUGCUUGCAGAGCUGAGGGGGGAUGCACCCCCGACGCUAUCGCAGAAGCCAUCCGCUCGACAUGUCGGCAGGCGAGACGCGACCUGUUUGAAGACUCUCUGAGGGAAUGGAGCUCAGAGUCGAGAGCAUGGUUUAUUCAACAGAUGGAGGAGGCCAAGAAGCAGAAUGUCGAGACAUACAUCGGCACAGAAGGCACCGAGGGGACCUCCUUCAUCUCCAUGACUCUCCUGGGCAUCUCCUCGAUGUAUGUUCGACAAGAAGAAAAGUUGAAAUCGAAGCUUAUGGAACUGGGUCUCAUGGUAGACUCAGUCGAUGGAGUCGACAAGGCCAUCAUGUGGAAAGCACCUUACAGACCUGAGAUAGCACGAGCAGACGACAUCUCAGUCACCGUCUCCUUCCUUCGGAAUGAAGCAGCCAUGGAGCUAUGGGAAGGCAGGAGAGAAUACUGCAUAGACGGCAGAUCGUUCAGAGCCACAGAGGUGAGCAUUGCACAUGACCGGUCCUUCAAGCUUCGAGCCAAGCGAGGACCUUGGGGCAAGGGAGGGAGCCUUGCCGAGCUAUCACAGCUCUUAGCUCUUGGAGGAAUGUCGACGGCCGACAUAGCUCAGAUAUAUCGAUUUCAGCUGCUCUCGCAAUCUCUUGCAACCGCAGAGGUACAACCACUUGCGGGCAUGCUCGUGCAGGGUCCUGGGCAGAGAGGUCGCAAGGGGCCGAGCCCGAAGACGUAUGUUGCUGUUGGGGCAAGUACUGGCACUCUCCAGCAAAAAGAGCUGGAGUGGGUGCUCAGCUCGCCUUCGACGGCAAGUUGCGAGCAGACCUUGGCCUCGUUCAGAGAGAGCCUUCAGCGAGGCGAUGGAGGGGCCGACACCUUCGUUCCUAGGGGAAAGAUCGCUAAGCAAAGGAGGGCACUCCGCGAGAGAGAUCAUGCGGGGCGCAGCAGCUUCAGAGUACAGAUCAAGUCGAGGUCAAGCAUGAGCACAGGCCGCUUCUCGAGGAAGGAGAUGGAAGCGCUGUGCGGAGGAGGUAACACAUCGAUCACGAGAGUCAAGCGAGCCAUGUUGGAGUUAGCAAGAAGGAUAGGCGUGACGCUGGUCAGCGUCGAGGUCGAGGAGGAUCGUGACACGCUCAGCUGGGAUGGGAGCCUGAUAGCUCUCUCCCUGGCGACCAAGGCAGAGGCUCGACGCUUGAUGGAAGACAUGCCCUUCUACUUGGAAGGGAUCCUGGAAGUCAAGCUCGAAGCGGUGGGGUUCAAGCUCAACGGGCCUCAGCAUGAGGAGGAGAGGAGCCUGAGCAGCGAGGAGCAAGCCCAAGAGCCCCAAGGGCAGCAGCAAGGCGCUGGAUGGCUGGAGCUCAGCGACAUCGACAGGAUCACCAUGGAAGCAGCGUCGCCGUCAGGGCCAGUCGACCAACAGGUCUUGCUCGACCUCUCGACGAUGCUCUUGGAGACAUCAGAGGAGGAGCUGCUAGCUGGCAAGCCGAUCUCGCUGGAGCUAGACAAGAGUGUUGGCAAGCUGCAUGACACCUUCUGCUCGCCGGGCAACGUGGAGUUCAUGACGCUCGGAGCUUGGGCAGCCACGCCGACGCUGGGAUCGAAGCGAAACAUGUUGAAGGAAAAGCUCAGAGCAUACCUCGGCGAGCAGCGCUGGACACGGGUGCAAGGGAACAAGGCAGCGAGGAGGGGCAGCGCCUUCUCUCCAAGGGCAGCAGCGACUGAUGCGCUCGAGCAGGAGGCUGAGAGCGAUGACAUCGAGAGUCGAUCUGUAAGCCUCUUGUUUCUUGCGAUCAGUAAAUUUGCUGAGCACCAUGGGUUGAGCUGCACGGGCAAGGUCGACAAGCAAGACCGACUGCGGCUGAUGAUGAGGGAGGAAGUGGACAUGGAGGCUGAGGAGGGCGAGGGCGUGGAGGAGGAGGCCGAGGCGGAGCGGAGCUGUGGGCCCCAGGGGGGGAAGGAGGAAGAAAUAAAUGAGGUGGACAUGGGGCAAGCAACGAAGGCCGGCCGAGACCGCCAAGGUGUGUCGGAGCCGAGGAAGCAACACAAGUUGAAAGCACGGACGACCCAGGCCAAGGCAGGCGGAGGAAACUCCACUGGCUGA